GUAGACAUCAGUUAAUUCCUAACCUAGGAAUGUUGCACAUGUUAUUAUUAUCUACGCUCUAAUAUAGGGAAAAUAAGUAAAUUUCGAGGUCUCUGUAUUGUUAAAGGUUUCACAAGAAAAUGGCUGAAUAUAUGGAAGACGAAAACAAUGUGGCCGCAAUGGUCAAAUUGUAUAUUUACGAUCUCACAAACGGCAUAGCCUCACUGAUGCCUGAUAUGCUGUUAGGUCGACACCUGGAUGGAAUAUGGCACACAGCAGUGGUCGUCCAUCGUCGUGAAUAUUUUUUUGGUCCACUUGGAAUACAAAGCGCUAUUCCGGGAAGUACGAGACUUAAAGAGCCACUGAAAAUAGAAGAAAUUGGUUUUACUUUCUUGCCGUACUCGGUAUUCUUGGAUUAUAUCAACGGUCUUGGAUCAACAAAAUUUGCACCAGGAACGUACAACUUAUUUAAACACAAUUGCAAUAACUUUAGCGAUGAAGUUAGUCAUUUUCUUGUAGGUACAGGCAUACCUAAAUAUAUAUUAGAUCUCCCAGAAGAAAUAUUACAAACAUCCCUCGGACAAACUCUCAUUCCAUUAAUAGAAGAUUUAACGAAGAGUGCUGCUGUUGUUUUUACAAAUGGUAGACGCUUUGUCAAUACAAUAAUAAAUCGAGAAGAUUCACCAGAAUUACAAGCACUGAAUAGUCAAAUCGAGCAGGCUAGGCUUACUUCUAUUGCCUUAGAAGAAAAAAGAAACGUUAUAAACGAGAAGCUUGCAAAAAAAGAACGAAAGAAGAAAAAGAAGGAUAAAAAAAAGAAAGAUAAAAAUAGUCGAGAAAGUGGAAGUGAAAGCAAUAGCACAGGUUCAACUAAUUGGUUAGAAAUGGCAGAACAAGACAGUACCUUGGUAGAGCCGCCGAGCCAUGCAAAUGGUGACGGUGCGGAAGUGCUCCCAUCCGAGAGGAUUCUGCAGAUGGAGGCUGAGGAAAAACGGGAGGUCGAGGAGAUAAAGCGGCAGCGAGAUCCGCCGAUAGUUUUUAGAGAUAUUAAAGAUGCUAAAGCAGAGUUUGAGUCAUUGAGAAUCCUGUUGCAAAGUAAGCUCAAUGAUAGUGAAAUGUUGAGUAUCGAUGAGUUGCAUCAGUACGUUCUGGAGAACGAAGGCUCAUGGGCUCUUGGCGACAACUUUCUUAAUUUCGUUGGAAGAGUGUUCUACGAUAAGUCUCUUGACAGUGCAGCUCGAGUGUGUUUGCUUAAUAUCUUAGCCAUUGCUGCAUUGAAGGACGAUGUUAUUUUAUUGCUUCACCAAGACAGAAAAGAUCAUACUAUAAUGAAUUUUGCAUACGACAUCGAUCGUCAUCCUGUAGAAGAGCAGUUGCCGCUUGCUCAAUUCAUCGCAAAUUUGUUCGACAACCUCAGUAGUUCGGAAUGGUUGAUGUAUAUUUCGGAGUGGCAGCACAAAAACCAGGGAAUCAGCAACAUCCGAGUGACAACUAAGGUGGCCGUCCAUUCGCUUCUGUCAGAUUGUGAGGAUCUGCAAAUGCGUGGCAGCGCCAUAAUCCAUAAUCUUGCAUGCAAGGAGGUUUUCGAUGACGUAGCCGUGGAGUUAACGAUGGCAUUACUCCAAUACUUCAAAAGUAGUCUCGCAGAGGAGCAACUUUACUCCUGUAUGAAAUCCUUGGCGCGUUUCACGCAAAUAAGCGGACAGGAAGUGCCACAGCUUAUACAAAUGAUUGGUCCCGAGCCAGCGAAAUUCCGUGGCUGCUCGCAAAGGAUCGACGAGCUCAUCGACGAGAUCAACAAGAAGCUCCGCGUUUAAUAGUUGCGAUCCUCUUUAUCAGCUCAUAGUUUCUCACCAGCUUUUUAUUUAUAAAUAAGGUAUAUCGUGAAGGGAGUAGUGAACUCAGAAUGGCAAUCAGUUUAUGCUUAAUGCUUGAAAAAAUUUUCCAUUUGUGAUGGCACCCAUCGCGAGAGAAAAAUAAUCAUUAAAAAGAAAUAAUAAGUUCAAGCGAUCGAAUGAAUUAUCGUUGUAAAAAUUUGUGAAAUCAAGUAAUUUAUGGAAUCGGUGAAAAAAGGUCUUCUUUUUUAGGCAGAGAAUUUAUUAUGGUGCUCUGAAAAUUAUUGUUGAUGAUGAAAAGAGUAUGAUGUGCUUGUAGAAAAUUUUUUAAUCAAUUACUAUAAUUUUUGAUGAUAAAGAG
Ceratosolen solmsi marchali is the source of this 2175-nucleotide messenger RNA. RefSeq lists its product as uncharacterized. The record is from RefSeq and is a predicted model, not a curated record. Bases 120 to 1796 code for a protein of 558 amino acids. Gene Ontology annotation, molecular function: peptidase activity. Gene Ontology annotation, biological process: protein modification by small protein removal. The transcript has 11 exons. NCBI's taxonomy places the organism in Eukaryota, Metazoa, Arthropoda, Insecta, Hymenoptera, Agaonidae.